CCGGUGUCGGCGGCGGCGGCCGGAGCAGCGGCUGCGGCGGCGCCCGGGCGGGGGGCCUGGCUGGCGCGUAGCUGAGACCAUGGAGGGGCAGAGCGGCCGUUGCAAGAUCGUGGUGGUGGGGGACGCCGAGUGCGGCAAGACGGCGCUGCUGCAGGUGUUCGCCAAGGACGCCUACCCCGGGAGUUACGUUCCCACCGUGUUCGAGAACUACACGGCCAGCUUUGAGAUCGACAAGCGCCGCAUAGAGCUCAACAUGUGGGACACUUCAGGUUCCUCCUAUUAUGACAAUGUCCGACCGCUGGCCUACCCAGACUCUGAUGCUGUCCUUAUCUGCUUCGAUAUCAGCAGGCCAGAGACACUGGACAGUGUGCUCAAGAAGUGGCAAGGGGAGACCCAGGAGUUCUGUCCCAAUGCUAAGGUCGUUCUAGUUGGGUGUAAACUGGACAUGAGGACAGACCUGGCCACGCUGAGGGAGCUCUCCAAGCAACGGCUCAUCCCCGUCACACAUGAGCAGGGCAGCGUCCUGGCCCGGCAGGUGGGGGCCGUGUCCUAUGUGGAGUGCUCGUCGCGGUCGUCCGAGCGCAGCGUCCGGGACGUCUUCCAUGUGGCCACAGUGGCCUCCCUGGGUCGUGGCCACCGGCAGCUCCGUCGCAGUGACUCGAGGAGAGGCCUGCAGAGGUCGGCGCAGAGGUCGGCGCAGCUGCCCGGGAGGUCGGACAAAGGGGCUGAGGGCGAGAUUCGCAAGGACCGGGCCAAGAGCUGCAGCAUCAUGUGAGGGCUCAGCGGGCACCUGGCUGAGCCUGAGGGAGCGUGCUGGGUGGGAGUUGCCUCGCCCAGGACCCCCAGACUCACCCUGAUAACCUAGCUUAAUCUGGCACGGGGCGGGCUGGGUAGGAGGGAGGGGGAGAUUUUUGUGCCCAGCACUUUCUACCUCCCCUCCCUCUCUCUUCCUGGUGGAACUUUGGGAGCGCCCCUGAUGACUAAACGAUCUGGGCACAUGCUACGCGAGCCCCAAGGUUGAGCCCAGAGGCAUGUGUGCAUGGACACAAGCAUGUCCACAAACAUUUAUACAUAUGAACGUGCGGGAGAUGAGGAGUGGCCCUCUCCCCUCUCCCCCCAUAGUCACACCCGCCCCUUGUGGGCCCAGAGCCACCCCUCCACUCCCACCCCCCAUCUGCUUCUGCUGCUGUUUUCUCUGACCCCCUAACUCCAGGCCACAUGCACUAAAUCAGGACAAAGGAUAUGUCCCCAUUCAGUUCUCUUCCCUGCUGCCUUCCUCCAACAGGAGGCUAAUAAAACCCAUGUCCAUGGAAA
Sarcophilus harrisii (Tasmanian devil) is the source of this 1314-nucleotide messenger RNA. It is a transcript of the gene RND2, whose product is annotated as Rho family GTPase 2. Lineage: Eukaryota; Metazoa; Chordata; Mammalia; Dasyuromorphia; Dasyuridae. The record is from RefSeq and is a predicted model, not a curated record. The coding region runs from base 80 to 775 and encodes 231 amino acids. The transcript has 5 exons. Gene Ontology annotation, biological process: small GTPase-mediated signal transduction. Gene Ontology annotation, molecular function: GTP binding; GTPase activity.